ACGAAAAACACCGCAAGUUUUGAAUCGAAGAUUUGUGAUAAGAGAGAGAGGAUGGUGGAGAGAACGAUGAGUCUAGGUGUGGGAGUCAACAAAGAAACCUUGCGGGCGCAGCAGGAGCUUCUUCAGAAGAUCACUCAUGAGCUGGACGCUGAACGGGAAGCCUCUUCAACAGCAGCUUCAGAGGCCUUGUCGAUGAUACUACGCCUCCAGGGAGAGAAAGCAGCGUUGGAGAUGGAGGCUAGUCAGUACAAGAGAAUGUCCGAGGAGAAGAUGUGCCACGCUGAGACUUCUCUGACGCUCUUCGAAGAUCUGAUUUACCGCAAGGAAAUGGAGAUGGCGUCUCUUGAGUUUCAGGUUCAGGCUUACAGAUGCAAACUACUCAGCCUCGGCUGCGCUGAUGUACAGGCCAAGGAGAAGAAAGGUGUUGAGAGUAGUUCUUUAUCUCCUCGUCAAGACUUGAGCGCGUGUUGGGAAGAGAUCAGGAGAAUAGACGAUCAUGUUAGAGAGGUUUCGGAGUCGAGAGACGUUGCCAAGGGAUCUAAAUGGUCGUUGCUUAGGUGUGAGUCUAUUUCACAUGCAUUGGUUUCACAGGUGAGUAAUACUGUCUUCGAGUCAGCCAAGAGUGAUGUCAGUUCGAUUAUGGAGAUGAUCAAGAACCCUGAAAGGUUCUCUGCUUCAGACGAGGUUCCGAGGACCAAAGAGAGCCUUACAAUCAUCUCGGAAGAAAGAAAUGUUGGAGGCAAGAUGGUUAGUAGUGAUUACAAGAGAAAAGUCAGUAAGCCGCCAAAAGAUACGAGCAUUGAGGCUGAGCAUAUGAGUUUGCUAAAGGAGAUUAGAGAGCAGAUUAGUGAAAUGCAGUCAGAGAUGAGAAGUUUAAGAUCUGAACUGCAUAAAACUCGACUUGUGUCCCAUCGCGAGGAGGAUCGAGCCAUUAACUCAAUCCAAGAGGUAAUAAUCACUGUUCUUUCUACUUGAUAAGAGAUUCUUGAAGUGAUAUUCAAAACUUGUACACAUUUUGUUUUGUUUCCUGAAUAGGUCAUGAUUCACUUCUGGCUUUAGAAGCUACAUUGCAGCGUUGUUCUAGUUUCACAUUCUAAGAUAUUUAACCUUCCAAGAGUAAAUCUCUAGUAUUUGUAUGAAACUACAUUAAUAUUGUGAGAGAAAAAAAAUCUAACAUCUCUGCC
Messenger RNA from Brassica rapa (field mustard), 1184 nucleotides. RefSeq names its product probable myosin-binding protein 6. The record is from RefSeq and is a predicted model, not a curated record. Lineage: Eukaryota; Viridiplantae; Streptophyta; Magnoliopsida; Brassicales; Brassicaceae.